Molecule: messenger RNA, 543 nt
Organism: Leptosia nina
Lineage: Eukaryota; Metazoa; Arthropoda; Insecta; Lepidoptera; Pieridae
Source: the annotation of a GenBank genome assembly
AUGAUAGAUUGUUCCAAGUUAAGAUCUGUGAACAGAAUUAUUUGCAAGUUUAGCCGCUUUCGUGACUUUCAAGUUUUAAAAGAAUUGUUAUAUUUCGUUUUGAUAUUGUAUAAACAUGGCCACAUCGGUAGUAGACACUUACACCGAUCCCAGCAUGAGCUGGAUGAAUGCGCCACACAGUACGGGUACAUCCAUCAUGGCCUAGUGACAGAUAAAUUGACUAAGAUAUCUGAUCACAUUUACUGCUGUCGUUCUGGGUCUGCUGCUGAUACGCAGGCGAUUGCGGAUAUUGUCACAUACCACCUCAACUUUCACAAGAUGGAGUUGGGUGAGCCUCCGCUAGUUCAAACAGCAGCAGCAAUCUUUAGAGAACUUUGUUAUAAUUACCGAGAUUCGCUUGUUGCGGGUAUCCUUGUCGCUGGAUGGGACAAAAAUAAAGGAGGUCAAAUUUACUCAGUCCCCAUUGGGGGGCAUGGUUCAAAGACAGGCAGUGUCGAUCGGCGGCUCCGGAUCGUCAUAUGUCUAUGGCUAUGUCGAUGCUAA